Molecule: messenger RNA, 2043 nt
Organism: Eubalaena glacialis (North Atlantic right whale)
Lineage: Eukaryota; Metazoa; Chordata; Mammalia; Artiodactyla; Balaenidae
Gene: TRIM16
Product: tripartite motif containing 16
Exons: 6
Coding region: 6-1694 (562 amino acids)
Molecular function (GO): zinc ion binding; protein binding
Source: RefSeq, a predicted model, not a curated record
UCCACAUGGCUGAGUUUGAUCUGAUGGCUCCAGGGCCUCUGCCCGGGGUCCCCGCUCACCCUCCGGCCACUCUCAGCCCAGACUCUGGGUUGGCCAGCCCAGCAGAGGGAGAGGGCACAGCCUCCCUGGGGAGCUCCCUGGGGGAGAGCUGGGGACAGAGCCGUGGCUCUGCCUGGCAGGGGCGUCCUGGGGCGGAGGUGGAGGAGGAGGAGGAGGAGGAGGUCCUGUGCGACUUCUGCCUCGGGGCCAACAGGGUGAGGGCCAUGAAGUCCUGCCUGACCUGCAUGGUGAACUACUGCCCAGAGCACCUGCGGCCGCACCAGGAGAACAGCAGGCUGCACGGCCACCAGCUGGCAGAGCCCGUGAAGGACCGGGACCUGCUCGUGUGCCCGGCCCACCGCAGCCCGCUGGUUGCCUUCUGCUGCCCCGAUGGGCAGUGCAUCUGCCAGGAGUGCGGCCGGGCCGAGCACAGGGGCCAUGCCUCUGUCUCCCUCGAUGCCGCUCACAGGGACAAGGAGGCUGAGCUUCAGAGCACCCAGUUAGACCUGGAGCGGAAACUCAAGUUGAAUGAAGACGCCAUCGCCAGGCUCCAAGCCAACCAUAAAUCCGUUCUGGUGUCGGUGUCGGAGGUAAAGGUGGUGGCGAAGGAGCAGUUUGGGGACCUCCUUGCUGCCAUGAGGAAGGCCCAGGCUGACGUGAUGCUUUUCCUGGAGGAGAAGGAGCAAGCUGCCCUGGGCCAGGCCAACGGCAUCAAGACCCACCUGGAGUACAGGAGCGCAGAGAUGGAGAAGACCAGGCAGGAGCUGGACAGAAUCGCUGCCAUCGGCAGCCCCGUGCUUUUCCUGGAGGAGUACUGCAAGUUCAAGAACAUGAAGGACGAUGCUUUCCCCAGUGUCUACAUUGGACUCAAGGACAAGCUCUCGGGCAUCAGCAAGGUCAUCGCGGACUCCACCGCGCACCUGAUCCAGUUGCUGCAGAAUUACAAGGAGAAGCUCCAGGAGUUCUCCAAGGAAGAGGAGUACGACAUCGGAACUCAGGUGUGUGCCUUCACUGAGCACAAACACUGGACCUCGGAACCUGAGCCCAGCACCAGGCAGCAGUUCCUCCAGUAUGCCUGUGACAUUGCCUUCGACCCCGACACGGCACACAGGUACCUCCGGCUGCAGGAGGACAACCGCAAGGUCGCCAACACCACGCCCUGGGCGCACCCGUACCCGGACCUCCCCAGCAGGUUCACACACUGGCGGCAGGUGCUGGCUCAGCAGAGCCUCUACCUGCACAGGUACUACUUCGAGGUGGAGCUCUCCGGGGCGGGCAUCUACGUGGGCCUGACGUGCCAGGGCAUCGACCGCAAGGGCGAGGAACGCAACGGUUGCAUUUCCGGAAACAACUUCUCCUGGAGCCUCCAGUGGGAUGGCAAAGGGUUCAGGGCCUGGCACAGUGACACGGAGACCCCACUCAGGGCCCGCCCUUGUCAGAGGCUGGGGGUCUACGUGGACUUCCCCGGAGGCGUCCUCUCCUUCUACGGCCUUGAGCCGGAGGCCAUGACGCUGGUGCACCGGUUCGACUGUAAGUUUUCGGAGCCCGUCUACCCAGCCUUCUGGCUUUCCAAGAAGGACAACGCCAUCCGGAUUGUGGAUCUGGGAGAGGAACCCGAGAAGCUGGCACCGACCCCGGUGGAGCCCGCUCCCUAGAUGCCGGGGUCCAGAGCCCAGACCCGUGCUAACACACAGAUGGGGCGGCAGCUUGCGCGUUAAGGCUGACUGGGGGGCAGAAUCCCUGCCAGCGGUUGCUGGCUUUAGAAAUCACGUGGGUCAGAGGAUGAGGGGAAGGGUCUCUGGCCGCCGCCUUGGGCUCCAUGCAGCGCUGUUCCCCACGUUUGCAAUAAUCCUCAGGCCCUAAGUCCCCCUCACCAUCUUCUCGUGGUGUCCUGUCUGCUUGGGUGAACAGCGCACUGUGCCCAGAGGUGGUCACCAGGAAUCCUCAGAACCAUCAGAAAGACUGCAGAGGAAUCAGAAUAAAUUGCUAACUUUAUCUCGCUUC